This is a messenger RNA of Bactrocera latifrons, 3526 nucleotides long. RefSeq names its product protein SCAI. The transcript is spliced from 10 exons. The coding region runs from base 1413 to 3209 and encodes 598 amino acids. Gene Ontology annotation, biological process: DNA-templated transcription. Gene Ontology annotation, cellular component: nucleus. Gene Ontology annotation, molecular function: transcription corepressor activity. The record is from RefSeq and is a predicted model, not a curated record. NCBI's taxonomy places the organism in Eukaryota, Metazoa, Arthropoda, Insecta, Diptera, Tephritidae.
GCGCCCACUCAAAAACUAGGAAAUUACCCUCAGCAACCAAAUUGUUGGCGAAAUGCUCAGCACUUCCUGCGCACAGUGCUCACUGCGCAUGCGCAUACUUAUAGUUAGGUCGUUGUGGUGUGGACGGUGUGUAAAAAAUCAAUAAACCACCCUUCGUUAAAAAUGUAAAUCCGAAAAAGUUCAAUAUCGAAACAAUACGUAGACGUAAGUGAGCACAAUUUUAAAUAGGAAAAAAUCAUCAAAUAAUUGCUAGUAAACUAGUUUUAAAGUAAUGAAAACCAAUUCAUCAUUUAGUGUAAACGUGUAGCCAAUAAAAACGAUAGAAAUUUCAUUCAAAAUAACGAUGAAAAGUUGAUAUAUUGAUGAUGAAAAAUUUGACAGGCCAAGUAGCUAGUCAGUGUGAAAUAGUGAGUUACCAACAACAACAACAACAACAACAACAACAGUUACACAAGGAAGAAAAAGCGAACACCGAACGAAAGAGCACCGCAGAACCGGCAAAUCCGCACAUACGAACAUAUGUCAAAAUUUGAACGGCAGCAGUACAAGCAAAAGCUGCGACUAAAAAGGCACACAUUUCGAGUCCGAGUUCGAGGACGGGUCCGAGCCAGUAACGCGAAAUUGGUCAGGCGAACGCGAGUAGAACGGCAGCAGGGCACAAGGGGAGUCGCCGUAAAUCGACCAUCGUUAAGCGCGACAAAACGCUAUUCGUAGACUCACUAAAAUGCCGCGAAUGCCGAUUUACUUCCAGUUUUGAAUAAAACUCUGCGAUUAGGUUUGGAAAAAAUCCAAAUUAAUCGGGCAAAUGCUAUGAAUUUAUUGUUUGAAGCGAUGCCUCGAAGUGUGCUCUCAUCAACGGAAUGGAACAACGGGCCGAAAUUGUUUUACCGCAAAGCGAAGUAAAACAUGUGGGUGUUUAAUGUCGCUGUGAUAUCGUGACGUAUGUGUGAACAAUGGUCAUUGCAAAAAAAUUUUAAUUAUAUAUGUAUCACGCCUAAAAGCACACUGCAGAUUUGAUAUGCGAGCAUGUGUAGGUGAGUCUGUCUGGCGUGCAGGACAUGUAAGGACCUUAAACACAAGCAAAGCAGUGACAAGCGCGGCAAAGUGUGAAACAGCGAAGUCACGUUAAGUCAAAGUAAUCCGAAAAUAGCAGAAUUCAUGCGAAAAGACAACGACGACGAAAAGGCAUUCAAGUGCAGAAGACGAAUUGAAUUCAAAGAUAAAUACGAAAACAGCAGCAGCAACAGCAGCAGAAACAGCAACAACAACAACUCGCCGCGGAGUGGCAACUGCUCAGCGGCAGCGGCGCUAAGGAUAAUGGCGAAGAGCAAAAAAACGACAACACAAUGAGCUGCGGUUUCACAACAAGCUCCUUAAUAUAUUACACAUAACACAUUAGAAAUUGAAACGGUAUGGUGAAAAUGGAAUCCACAGAAGAACAGGAUCGAAAGUUAGUAUUGGAGUUUUGUCAUUUGCUCGAAAAGUCUAAGCAACUCUUCAACGGACUCCGAGACCUGCCACAAUAUGGUCACAGGCAGUGGCAGGCAUAUUUUGGGCGCACAUUUGAUGUCUACACGAAAUUAUGGAAAUUCCAACAACAGCAUCGCAUGGUAUUGGACUCGAAAUACGGACUGAAGCGUUGGCAAAUAGGCGAAAUUGCAAGCAAAAUUGGACAGCUUUAUUAUCAUUACUACUUAAGAACCAGCGAAACGAACUACCUGAACGAAGCUUAUCAAUUUUAUGCAGCUAUUAGGGGUAGGGCUUAUUACUCGCGAGCGAUCAAAGAAGAUCGGCCCGAUUUAAUGGUGAAGAAGUUGCGCUACUAUGCGCGAUUUAUUGUUGUUUGUUUGCUGUUGAAGAAAAUGAAGCUGGUUCGUGAGCUAGUGACGGAACUGGAAAAGCAAAUACAGGAAUACACGACAACUUACGAGCCAGAAGACCAUUUAGAAUGGUCAUUAGUUUUAGAAGAGAUCAAAGGUUUUAUAAAAGCUGAAGCUGCAGUGGCUGUUCUUCAUGCGGAUUCCAAUCCCAUCAUACUUUCACACAGUGGUUCCGGUUCUAGGUUGUCGCCGCUAACGACGCCACCAUGUGAACGUUCGCCGCACAUGACGUUGAGCCUGCAGGAGAUACUCAUUGUUGGCUCGGCGUGCGAACAGGCGAAGUUCUCUGAGUUAACAAUGGACAUGUUUAGAAUGUUACAAACGCUCGAACGGGAACCAACGGAAUCAACGCAUCCGAUGAGCAUUACACAUGGCAUGCACGGGCACGAUGCCAGCCCGGCUGCCAGCCGCAUACCACCAUAUGGUGUUCCAGGUUCUAAGGGUUACUUAGAAAAUGGCCGUCAUUAUAGAGACAAUCCUCACAAAUAUUUACUAUACAAGCCUUCUAUUAGUCAACUUCUGGUGUUCUUAGCUAGUGGAUUUAAAGAAUUGCCUCCAGGAGGCGCAUUACUCUUAUAUAUGUCAGCUGAUGGUUGUUUCUCGACUACAAAACAUCCAGAGGACUAUGGCUAUGAAUUGGGUGGCCUUGCUACGAGCGUCAAGCGUGAUGGCGUCGAAGGAGGUGGCAUAGCGUGCCGAGGGAAGUCCUACAAGGAGAAUCAUUGUUUAUAUCCCGGAGACUUGUAUCCAUUCACACGAAGACCAAUGUUCAUUAUCAUCGAUUCGGAUAAUUCGUUUGUCUUUCAACACAUCCCCCGGUACUUUGGCCAACCAUUAGUUAUAUUAAUGUCACCGCAGGAUGUACCGCCCGCAUUCCAAGCUGAUGUCCAACAUCAUGGUUCACUGUUCACAUUGUUCCUGCAUUCUCCACUGACGGCGCUCUGCUACAUCUGUAAUGUCGGUGAUGUGCCCAUACAUCAUUGGGAGCGCUGCCAAUCGCACGUAGACCGCUUCAUAACAGAGGCUUCAAGACUUGUGACGCGCUGUCGCAUCGAUGAAAUCGAACAGGGCAUAGGUUUUAUAGACUCUUCUUACGUACAGUUCUUCGGUGAUGACUUCUUACGUACGCUAAUACUACGUUUCGUAUUCUGUGACGUUGUACUGAGAUUGCAUCGUGGUUUUCGUGGACGUCAUAUGAGACCACGAUGCGAACCACCAUUGCCAUCCAAUGAGUUACUCGAGCAUCCAUCACUGUCGCAUAUUAUAUUCCAAUUAGCGUCGGCGCUCGAUGUGCGCGGCCAUUUCUCCGACGGACCCGAAUGCGACUGAUGAUUUUUUAUUAAUACUUGUAAAAAUAUCUAUUAUUUAAAUUUACUUGUAAAACAAACAAUAGUCAUUAGUAGUACAGCAAUAGCAAGACAAACAAGCAAGUUGGCAAAAGUUAACUCUGGCAAUGGCAAUAUGAUGAAGAGUGAUUGUACGAUUGCGAGUAGAAGGAAUAAAUUUAAUUAUUACGAUAUUUAUUAUAAUAAAAUAAUUGUAAUUUUCUAUGAAAUAUAUAUAACUAUUUACAUUUAUUUUUUUCUUAGUAUCGGUUCCAUAACGACUUUUUUACAACAUACAACAUACAUACAUAGGUGCAUACA